GAGUCCCAUCUGCAGAAAUCCCUCUAUUUACUCACAACAAGCAGAUUAAACUGCUUGUACACAGUAGAGACUGCACAUUUUCAAAAAACAAGCAACCAUUAUUUCAGACACACUUUUUGUUUCUGACAUGGAAGGACAAGGAGACAGACCCCCUGGUGAUCCUAAUGAGGUGGUCAUGUAUGGUCUUGUAGAGCUACCACUCCUUCCAGAUGUUGAUAACAGGGAAGAUGUGGAGUUCAUCAUCCUGAGAAUCCCUGUUGAUCACAGGGGAGAUAUGGAGUUCAUCAUCCAGAGACGCCCUGUGCAACCUCUUGCACUGAUUGGACGCAUGAUUGUGUUCUUUCGCAGGCGAUUUUGGGAUGAAAAUGCGGACCCAGAUGACAAUGAUGACCAAGAUGAUGAUUUAAUUUUCAUUAUUGAAGAUGAAAAUGCUGACAACAACGAUGAUGCCCUUAACAUUAAUAACGUCAAUCUCGAAAACAAUGACGAUGAUAACGAGGCCAAUCAUCAAGAUGAGGAUGCUGCUGCAGCUGCAGAUGUUGACCAGGAAGACUACCAGCAUGUAGAAGAAAAGCAAGAGGACGAUCCACUGCCUGGAAGAUCCAGGAGGAGGUCUCGGGAGGAAGACAAUAAAGAAGAGGACGGUCACAGCAGUAAACAUUCCCGCUGGUGGGAGGAGUUUUCUGACAGUGAUUCUGAAGAAGACGUCCUGCCUGGAUGCUCCACCAAGAAGGACGGCAAUGAAGAUGACAAAGAUGGGCGCACUUCAUUCUUUUAAUCAUUUUAAAAAAUAAAUUUU
This is a messenger RNA of Centropristis striata (black sea bass), 799 nucleotides long. RefSeq names its product transcription initiation factor TFIID subunit 11-like. The record is from RefSeq and is a predicted model, not a curated record. NCBI's taxonomy places the organism in Eukaryota, Metazoa, Chordata, Actinopteri, Perciformes, Serranidae. The transcript has 2 exons. Bases 128 to 778 code for a protein of 216 amino acids.